This is a messenger RNA of Pelmatolapia mariae (spotted tilapia), 2268 nucleotides long. Its product is annotated as nanos homolog 1-like. Gene Ontology annotation, biological process: oogenesis; negative regulation of translation. NCBI's taxonomy places the organism in Eukaryota, Metazoa, Chordata, Actinopteri, Cichliformes, Cichlidae. The transcript has a single exon. The record is from RefSeq and is a predicted model, not a curated record. Gene Ontology annotation, molecular function: mRNA binding; zinc ion binding. The coding region runs from base 117 to 803 and encodes 228 amino acids. Gene Ontology annotation, cellular component: perinuclear region of cytoplasm.
AGUAGACCCAGCAGGAGCAGAGAGAGGAACCCUCCACUGGAUCCCCAUGCUGACAGCCAUCCAAUCCAAAACGCCUAUUCAUUAGUGUGGACGUUAAACUGUGCGGCUCUGACAGGAUGGAUUUCUUAGACCGCGGUUACCUGGACGCGCGGUCUCCUUAUGAUUACACCUUUAAUUUUUGGAACGACUACCUCGGGCUGUCGACACUUGUCGCCAAAAAUAAGAUCAACAGUCCGCCCUUCAGCCCUAACUCUAUAACCGAGUCUCUUAAAGCGACUUUGGGACUGGAGGACGAUUCCCCGGUUUGCUCCUGCGUAAUUGGGCACGGCAGGGACACCAACGACGGACCCUUGGACUGCUACUGCGCGGCCCCGAGCUCCCCGCCGAUCUCCAUCUAUGAUCUCAAAGAGCGCAUCUCGCUUCUCAGGCCAUACGAACACCUCGCUAGUGAUUCGCAGCUGGGGGAAAGAGAUUCCCCCUCAUACAAGGGAAGCUUCUCUGGCUUCGACCUGCUCGCCAUGGACCGAAGACGCAAACAGGCUCAGAGGGGCAAACCGGAGCCCAAAGUGUGCGUCUUCUGUCGGAAUAACGGCGCACCAGAGGAAGUUUACGGCACCCAUAUCCUGAAGACAGCGGACGGCAGAGUGCUUUGCCCCAUCCUCCGGGCGUACACCUGCCCCCUCUGCAGUGCCAACGGUGACAAUGCGCACACCAUCAAGUACUGCCCGCUUUCUAAAGACCAGCCGAGCCAGAGAGUGGCAAAGGGGGGCAGAGCGAUUGGCAAACGGCUGAAAAUCUUCUGAGCGAGCAGAUGAAGUUAAUGACGUUUGAGUUGCACUGUCUGAAAUUACUAAUGUGUAUGGCAGUAAAAUAGCUCCAUUUGACGCACAAGACAAGUCUGGAAAAAGAAAGAAACGAUCAGAAGAAAACAAGAUUUCUAUUCUUUUUUUUCUUUUUGUAUAUGUAACAGCUUCUUUUCCAAUGUUUCUGUCUAUACUGUAACUGUGGGCACAUAGUUUACACUUGGACGCACUGCGCGUAAUAUAACCCCCAGCACUCUUAAAGACUUGGUGAUUAAAAAAAUGAACCAAAGUACUGUACAGAUCGACCUGUGAAUGAUCGCCUUCAUGCUAUAAUCAGAAGUUGCUGUGUUUCAAGUAACGCAGUGCCAGUGCAAACAGCCCAGAGUAUGUCAGCGGGCUGCUCUUGCCAACAUAAAUGAAUAUGCAGCACUCCUGAUAUGAGGUGAAUGUUUAGUCCCACAGCCCAUUGGCCCCAUGGAUGUAAGAAGUGUGACAGGCCGUGCAAGAGAUGCAAGAUCUACUUCUUUAUGUCCUGCACAUGUUUUUUUCUCCCUUCCUUGAGAUCAAUGUUUUCUACCAAAGGAAUACACUUUUUGUAUUGCAACUUAGCCUAAAGGUAAAUUUCUGUAGUUUAUACGUCGCUCAUGUCUGAUAUUCUUUAUGUGAUUUCGUGUAAAUAGGCAUCUUACACAUUUCAAGUGAAUGUAAAACACUGGAGGUGAGAUCUGACUCGCCGCUCAGUUCCUCUUUCAUUUCUGUCAUAUAGUUCAAGUACACACACUGACUUGUUUUUGUUUUGUUUUUUAAACGUGGAAAUGUGCACCUGCAAUUCUUGUAAACGUACAAACGAUUUUAGCAAUGAAAAGCCUGACAUUCCAAAGUCUAUCUGUCAACUAAAAUGUUUUAUGUACUUAUUUUUACCUUAUGUACCACUGGGAAAUAUAUUCGCUGUAAAUGACCUCUGAAUAAACAUGGAAUUUGCAGAUUUGUUUGACUGUACAAGACUUAAGCUGACACGAUCAUGAUUAUGGUAUCUGUAGGCAGAGCCUGCAGCAGGUGAUGACAGCAUCUUAAGUUGAACGUAUGCUGUCAAAGGUAAGUGGGGAAAUAAAUUUAUUCACAAAACUAUUUCAUCUGGAACCAUCUACAGCUGCCACACUGGCAUGCAGUGCAACUGCGCCACCUAGUGCUCAAAGCCUUGAACGCUUGAAUGCAGAUAUCACUAAAAACGUUUUUAAAUCUUUAGACAAAACUUUAUGAUCCACUGGAAAAGUGUGUGUACGUAAGUCAUUCUUUCUCUUUUUAUUUUUUAAAUUUAUGGUCUAUGUGUAUCUUUUAAAGUCCGUUCUGGUUGAUAACAUGUUUUAAGCGCUGAUCUUAUUACAGAAAGCCCCUAAAAUCUUCAUUCAGAUGAGUAUGUUAUUGUUUUUCACUUCCGCCAAGUAGGUCAUGUGACCGGCUCAGU